Messenger RNA from Engraulis encrasicolus (European anchovy), 570 nucleotides. Its product is annotated as cerebellin-1. Gene Ontology annotation, biological process: maintenance of synapse structure. Gene Ontology annotation, cellular component: synaptic cleft; glutamatergic synapse. NCBI's taxonomy places the organism in Eukaryota, Metazoa, Chordata, Actinopteri, Clupeiformes, Engraulidae. The transcript is spliced from 3 exons. Bases 1 to 570 code for a protein of 189 amino acids. Gene Ontology annotation, molecular function: protein binding. The record is from RefSeq and is a predicted model, not a curated record.
AUGCUUGUCCCCCUCCUCCUCCUGGGGACCCUCCUCCAGGGUGUGGGGGCCCAGAACGAGACGGAGCCCAUCGUGCUGGAGGGCAAGUGCCUGGUGGUGUGCGAUUCCACGCCGGCUUCCGAGCCCUCUGGGAACCCGCUGGGCAUGUCGGUGCGCUCGGGCACGGGCCGCGUGGCCUUCUCGGCCAUACGCAACACCAACCACGAGCCCUCGGAGAUGAGCAACCGCACCAUGACCAUUUACUUCGACCAGGUGUUGGUGAAUGUUGGGGCUCAUUUUGACCCGGCACGAAGCAUAUUCCUCGCGCCCCGAAAAGGAGUGUACAGCUUCAGCUUCCACGUGGUCAAAGUCUACAACAGGCAAACCAUACAGGUCAGCCUGGUGUUGAACGGCUGGCCCGUGAUCUCUGCCUUUGCGGGAGACCAGGACGUGACGAGAGAGGCGGCCACCAACGCGGGGCUGGUGACGAUGGAGAGGGGGGACAAGGCGUACCUCAAGCUGGAGAGGGGCAACCUGAUGGGGGGGUGGAAGUACUCCACCUUCUCCGGGUUCCUGGUCUUCCCACUGUGA